This is a messenger RNA of Jaminaea rosea, 3970 nucleotides long. RefSeq lists its product as hypothetical. Bases 296 to 3859 code for a protein of 1187 amino acids. NCBI's taxonomy places the organism in Eukaryota, Fungi, Basidiomycota, Exobasidiomycetes, Microstromatales. The transcript has a single exon. The record is from RefSeq and is a predicted model, not a curated record.
GCCUCCUGUGGCAGCUCCUGAUCGCAGCGCCUGCCGCCACAUUAGCUCAAGACAUCACACAUCGUAGCACCUCUUUCCCUUCUUCAUCAUCACGCUGUCACAAAGCUAAUCCUACGCGGACACGCUUUUCGUCGCGCGGAUCAACCCCUUUCCCCCUCGUCUCCCCGUAUGCCCUUCGCGGGCUGAUCAGCUGCCGCCACCUCCUCAUCCACGGCUCGUCCACUCAGCGAUGCCUCCGUCAUCACCUCGACUGUCGUUUCGCUUCUGCUGCCUCUAACGAGCGACCUCGCCCACGAUGUCAACAUCGUCCCCGGCCUCUGGCACUCAGCCGCCACUACGCCCCGACUCGCCGGCAGGCACUUUCGGCACCUUCGGUCGGUCGUCGUCCAAAGGCACAUUAGGCGGCGGUGCAGGGCAGCCGCAGUCUGCCCCAUCAAGGGACAGCAGUAGCGCAAAUGCUUCGCAAGAUGUGUCGUCGCGUCCGACUGUUGCACCGCCACUACCCCCGCCACCUCUUACCAUGUCACCUCGUGCUCUUGAGAAGCAGCGAGCGGAUGAUGACUACGCAGACGGCAACGCAGACUUCGUGCGCACGAAUUCUCCUCGCGAGCCAAGCGGCAGUAGCUCUCUUGACCCACGUACUCAUUGGCAAGGCUCGUCUGACCCCUACCGCGAGACGCCGUCGCCGCUACAACAACACACCUCAGACUCGGAGAGCCCGGUCCGGAGGGCCGCUCACGGCGCACAGCCGGGGUCGGGCGAUGGAGACGGAUCGAGCGGGCCACGUUACGGGUUUGGCGAGAGGGGCGGCUACGAUGCUGGCGGCAGCACGCUGGAGCGUACAAGGUCGCCACAAUCGGAUCAAGUGCAAAGGGAACGGGCGAGACUUUUGGAGGAGGAUCGUCAAAGGGAAGAAGAGCAGUACCUGCAGCAACAGAUACCCUUCUUGGCUAGCGCGCCUACUCCUCGUAGUCCAAGACUGCGGCAGCCUGGACAGACCGACUUGCAUAUCGACACAGGGGAUCGCAAUCGCACGCCUCGAACAAGCUCAGCGCAUCGUAGACGCAUUCGAUCGGGGGACAGCGUUGGAGGAGACACGGUACAGCAACAGCAACAGCAGCGCCAUGGGCGCUCACGGCCGCUGAGCCUGACAGACUCGUCAGAGCGGCAACGCAGCCGCUCUUCUCGGCGGAAGCAUCAAUCUCUCACCUUCUCAGUACCCGACGACGGCAGCUCAGCAGAUGACGAAGCAGAGAGAGCACGCCCGGUACGUCGCAGCCCUGGGCGCAGAGAGAGCCGGCGCCAUCGUGCGCACAGUGCUCCUACGCCGGGCAUGGGAGGGGCUCCCAUGGUGCGCUCACAUGCCUCAAUGGGUCGACCUUCGGCUACGGUCGACGAAGAGGACCGGCCUGCGGAAUGGACCUUCGCUGGUCCGUUGGGCACGACAGUCGAAGCUGUUGCGAUGGAGCAGCGCCGGCAGUCUGACGCGCACGCGGCGAGCGCUCUGGCGUACACGCCGAGAUUCCCGCCUAUGAUGCCCAUGACUGUGGAUCGAUCACGAGGCCUACUACCGCGCGUACGGAAUGAAUUGGAGGACGGAUCAAUGGAGGAGAAGUCACCGUGGCAGGGCCGCCUACUGGCAGCAGACCGCGCCUCCCUGCCCCUCCGCAUCGCGAUUCCGAUCGCUAUCGCCCUGUUUCUCGACUUCAAUGUCCUCUUCAUUCAAGCGCAACUCGCCAUCCACGCUGACUCGGAUGGUGCCGCGACCGUCCCUCCGAGGCAAAGCACGGCCUGGUGGAUCUCCUUCGCCGUCUAUGCACUUUGCCCGAUCUUGUCGAUUGGUAUCUUCACCCUCAAGCUGGUCUCGAACUACAAGCAGCAAACCCGGGAGGAGGGGGCUGAGGCCCGAAAGGCGUAUUUGAACGAUGUGGGCCGACUCUUGCUGACGCUGCGAAGCUCGGCGAUACACAAGCUGGUACAUGAAGUGGAUCAAGCUGCUUCAUCAGAACAAAGAAGGCUGGAGCGCGCUUGGCGCCUGCGACAGGCUUGGCCGCACGCUCUCCUUGCUCUGCCCCGCGUCGCCAUUCUACUGGUGGCGAUCGUCCUCUACUCGCCCUUCCAAAGUAGCGUUGACGCUUCGCCUAGUACGGCCAUGCGCGAUGACUUCUUCUUUGCGCCUGCUACAGGGUUGCUGAGCACAUACGGAUUCGCCGUGACGAUCGUGGCCAUCAUCUGGCACGGGAUGAGCGCCCUGAUGGUAACUUUGGCUGCUCUCCUCGUGUACAUCGGGGCAAGGCGAGACCGGCGCAGGACGACAAGGCAUCGCGACAUGCUGCUCACCAGCCGUCAGCAGACAACAGCAUUCGCGCAUCGACCCAAGAGUAGUAUCAGCUUCCCCGACCAGCAGAAUCAGCUCGAGAUGGGGCCUCUCACAGGGGAAGCAGGUGGCAUGCGAGACCUGAUCACAUUCAAAGCUGGCCGAGUAUGGCAGCGCAACACGGAAGAUCGCCUACGUCUCGCACUUCUCCGCCACGGAGAGCGCGACUCGCGCAGCCAGGGCAUUGCUGCUACACCUCUGUUCGACCUGGUCGAUCACCGCUCUGCAACCCAGCUCCCUGGCUUGAGGGGGCCGCAACCCACGAUGCGCGAGCUGGAUGCAAGCAGUGGUGCUAGGGUCUCUUCGUCUUCACGAUUGCGCUUCGAGGACUACACUGGAAUGGGCACAACGAGCCAGACGCUUGUUCAGCCUUCGGCUGAUUCGAGGCAGCAGCAUCUGCAGGGAACGAAUGGCCCAACGUCAGCUUUGCCGCCAGGGUCUCACUACGGGAACCAAGCGGCUUCCCUCCCAUUUCCCGCGAUCGAAUUCCCUCCUCGCCGAUCGUCAAGCUCAUUCCGCCGGCCUACCUCUUCCUCAGACACUGAGCGUGCCCCUGUACCUGCAUCAGCCGCAGCCGCAGCGCCUACCGCCUCGCCGCGACAGGGAAGCAUGAAGAGCAUUGGCACGACAGGUUCUGCAUUAUGGGGCGCGUGGUUUCGGCAGCCUACGCGGGACUCUUUGUACCCAAGUGACAAGAUCGCCGCAGAUGGAGCGGCUGGGAGGGCAGAGGACACCGAUGGGAGCCCUGAGGGCGAGGCGCAAGAGGAGCUCGCACAUCCCACAGCAGCGACACGCGAAUUCACUACCGGCAAAGUCGCCCCAGUCACAAUUCCCACGGGCCUGUCAAGGGCGUCGAUGUACGGCGAGGUCGGCGAUGGGGAGGGAGAGGAGUCUCCACCGGCAGCGCCUCGUCCGGCUGUCACUGCGGUCCCACACGACUCGGGGCAAGACUACGUAGAGCAUGAGCAAGACGAGUCCGGUGAUACCUUGGACACGGACGAGACCGACCCAGAGGAACGGCGGCUGUGGUCUACCUUCCCGGAGCAGAGCAGGCGCCACCCGCCUGGACUCAUUGCGCUCGAGAUGCAGGAGAGGCAGCAACUCGAGAAGGAGCAGCGUGAGAGGAAAAGAGAGCAAGCUCCAGCUUCUGCAGCUCCGGCUGGCUCCGCCUGCAACGGCUUGGAAGACGACAGUCCCAUGACCUCCAGCCUCACCCCGCCUGAACAGCCUGGAAUGGCGUCCGCCGCCUCGAUGGGAUGGUCGCGCUACCCGAUCUCUGGAAGUGGGUUGACCGCUAUUCAGGAAGAGUCAAGCUACGCGCCGAGCUCGGUAGGGCACAGCGCUGCGGGCGCGCGUGGAGGUUACGGAAACACGCUCGAAGGAAGUGUCACUACAACGCCCACUACGGCGAACAGGCCGUCCGACGGGACACCCCAGCAGUCCACGCCUGCUUCACCAACGGAGUCUGCGGGAGAAGGGUGAGUGGAGGGAGUGAGGGCAGGAGGACAAGGCCUUGGGGUAGGAGAUGACAGGCGUCGAGCAAUGCUCCGCCAAAGAGGUCGCGGUACCAUCAUGCCAAAUACCAUACGCUUU